GAAUGCCUGGUCUACUUAACAAAACGUUCACCAUACAGGUCUCUCCGAUACGAUCUUGACAAGUCUGCAGCUCCGUGCUGCUGAUCUCAGACGCCUCUCCACUGUUGGUUAGUUGACUUUAGCAAUCACAGUUCAUCACAAGGAUAUUUGGAUUGGGUUUCGCACCUCUUUUCCAUCCUUCUCAUACUGCAAUGCGCACCGUACAACUGUUCCACGCAAGCUGCUUCAUCUUUGUAGUCCUUGGAACUAUACAUGAGAUCCGCGAGCGUGUUCAAGAUGGUUUGGUUGAUGGGUGGAGGUGCGGCUUGCGUGUGAGCCAGGAGGCGAUAGGUGACUUGCACUGUGCGAACAAUGAGGCCAUGCAGGGGCGGUGCGAAGCUAGUUCUGUUGCGCAUUGCGAAAAGGAUUGUUGGCUAUGGGGUGUGAGAUACAGGAAGGGGACUGCGAAAAUGACGGGUGUGUGUAAGACAAUCUGGUUCAGUGGAGCAAACAACAACAGGCGCAAGCGGAGGCAACAUGUCAAGCACCGCGCUUGACUACGUUGACGGUACAGUUGAUCUGCUGGCUGCGAAA
Molecule: messenger RNA, 573 nt
Organism: Alternaria rosae
Lineage: Eukaryota; Fungi; Ascomycota; Dothideomycetes; Pleosporales; Pleosporaceae
Exons: 1
Coding region: 192-536 (114 amino acids)
Source: RefSeq, a predicted model, not a curated record